Guyanagaster necrorhizus is the source of this 759-nucleotide messenger RNA. RefSeq names its product NAD-P-binding protein. The transcript has 8 exons. The coding region runs from base 1 to 759 and encodes 252 amino acids. The record is from RefSeq and is a predicted model, not a curated record. NCBI's taxonomy places the organism in Eukaryota, Fungi, Basidiomycota, Agaricomycetes, Agaricales, Physalacriaceae.
AUGGCUCUUCUCAAACCUCUGUUCAUUGUGGCUGGAGUAGGUAACUCUACCGGUACUGGUGCCGCCGCGGCGCGCCUGUUUGCCAAGAAUGGUUACUCAGUCGCACUCAUCUCGCGCACUCGAAGUGGUGGUGGUCUCGAUGCACUGGCCGAAGAAAUCUCAAAAGCUGGCGGUACGGCAAAAGCAUUCUCCGUCCCCUCGUACAGGCCGGCGUCCAUCACCUCUGCGUUCGAGUCGAUUGGCUCGUAUUAUCCGCCAUCGCAGUAUGCCUUGCGCGCUGCGCUGUUCAAUGUCGGACAUGCGGUGUGGAAGUCGUUCUUGGAGAUUACGGAGGACGAGGUAGUGGAGACGCUGGACACGAACGUCGUCGCCGCGUUCUCGUUCUCCAAAAAUGUUAUCACUAGGCUGCUGAGCACCCCGCCGGAUGAUAAAGUCGGCAGGGGGGCGCUCAUAUUUACCGGGGCUACCGCGAGUUUGAGGGGGAACAGGACGACGAGCGCGUUUGCUGCUGCGAAACAUGGUACCAGGGCUCUUUCGCAGAGCUUGGCAAAGGAGUUUGGGCCGAGAGAUGAAAUUCAUGUCUCGCAUGCUAUUGUAGAUGGACUUAUCAAAACCGGGUCCGCUAUUGAGCGAAACGGUGAACGCAUGGUCGGGCUCAACCCAGAUAGUAUCGCUCAAGCGUACCUCAAUCUUGCCGAACAAGAAAAAACAGCGUGGACGUGGGAAUUGGAUCUGCGUCCUGCCAGCGAACAGUGGUAA